CAACUGCUGAGAGAGAUGCAGCAGAUGGCGAGCCGGCCCUUCGCCACCAUCAACGUCGCCUUGGAGACGGACGAGGAGCCGCCUGACCUGAUAGGAGGAAAUGUGAAGUCUGUCCCCAAACCCAUCGCCCUCGAGCCGUGCUUUGGCAACAAAGCCGCCGUGCUCUCCAUCUUUGUGCGGUUACCCAGGGGCACCGGUGGCAUCCCUCCUCCAGGACAGUCUGGACUGGCAGUGGCCAGUGCGCUGGUGGACGUCUCUCAGCAGUUGUGUGGAGGCUACAAGGAGAAGUCUGGAGGCCUGAGGAACCGCAAACAGCAGCCGACCGCACAACCAUCCACCUGCAUCUGACCACACCCCCGUCCUACUCCACCAUUCCCAGCCAAAUGCUCUCCCAUUAGCCCCCUGCCUCGGCCCCCUCCCGAAGAGACUUCUGCCGGCUCCGCUCUGGCAGGGACAAGUGCAUGCUGGGACACAGGACUGGGACAUUGUGGCGAGGGGCAGAGUUGUCCGGUGGACUGAAACCUCGGUGGGCUUCCCCUCCCCUCUCCCCCUGCAGGAACUUUGCAGAUCCCUCGAACUGAGCGACAGAAACUGGACAUGGAUGAGGGGGGGGCAGCAGAAGGAGGGACGGACGAAGCCGGUGCUUCCUCCGCCUUUUUCCAUCUAAAAAAAA
Molecule: messenger RNA, 673 nt
Organism: Paralichthys olivaceus (Japanese flounder)
Lineage: Eukaryota; Metazoa; Chordata; Actinopteri; Pleuronectiformes; Paralichthyidae
Source: RefSeq, a predicted model, not a curated record